This is a messenger RNA of Oncorhynchus masou masou (cherry salmon), 3008 nucleotides long. RefSeq names its product actin-binding LIM protein 3-like. Lineage: Eukaryota; Metazoa; Chordata; Actinopteri; Salmoniformes; Salmonidae. The record is from RefSeq and is a predicted model, not a curated record. The transcript has 22 exons. Gene Ontology annotation, biological process: cytoskeleton organization; lamellipodium assembly; cilium assembly. Bases 544 to 2604 code for a protein of 686 amino acids. Gene Ontology annotation, cellular component: stress fiber; actin cytoskeleton. Gene Ontology annotation, molecular function: actin filament binding.
UUAAAUCCCAAACCGCAGGUGCGCCUGCUCUCCCCUCUCCCUUGACCUCAGAAAAAAACACGGUGAUCGUUCGCUCCACCGUUUGCUCGCGUGCCACACCGAACCUGCGCGCUGUGCUUCCGUGACGUCGCUCCAUUGGAGCCUGUGGUUGGAGCGCAAGUUCCUUUCACGUAUCUAUUGGGAGAGAGAGGAGAGCGAGCGCACGGUGGUGCCAGCCAUGGUCAGCGCUUUGAGAGAACACUGAUAUCAACCGGGAGGGACAACAUCCUAGACAUGGAAUGCGACUGUGCAACAUUGUGUCUUUCCUGGCUGUCUGACGUUAUUUUUCUGCUCAACCAUUGAAAAGGAGGUUUGUCGUUUACGUAUUGGAUUCCAGAGCACUGGGAACACCCCGGUCUCUAUUUCUCUUUCCGUUUCUCCCCCUCGGGUUGAAAAGUCACCAGAGUGAAAAGGAUAUUUCGCUUUAUUGGAAUUAUAGCUGCUCUGAAGAUGAUCUCCGGUGUUUUCUGGGAACAUUGUCUUGGAUGAGAACCUGUGAGCAUCAUGAGUACCAAUGCCUAUCAGCAGGGCUCUUUGGGCAGUGAGGGGAGCUCUGGACCUAUCCGGUGCCAGCGUUGUCGGGAGGUGUGUAAGGGAGAGGUGGUGCGCGUUCAGGACACACACUUCCACGUCAAGUGUUUUACCUGCACAGUGUGUGGGUGUGGCCUGGCUAGAUCUGGGUUCUAUCAGAAGAGUGGUGAGUACAUCUGUACGUCAGACUACCAGCGUCUGUACGGGACACGCUGUGACCGCUGUGACGGAUUCAUCACCGGGGAGGUGGUCUCUGCUCUGGGGAGGACCUACCACCCUACCUGCUUCGUCUGCAGUGUCUGCAGGAAGCCGUUCCCUAUCGGAGACAGAGUGACGUUCAGUGGGAAGGACUGUGUGUGUCAACAGUGUUCUCACACACUCGUCACCUCCAACGAACCAAUCAAGAUCCAUGGACCCAGCCACUGUUCAGGGUGUGGAGAGGAUAUAAAACAGGGACAGUCUCUGCUGGCGUUGGAGAAACAGUGGCAUGUCAGCUGCUUCAAGUGUCAAACCUGCAACAUGGUCCUCACUGGGGAAUACAUCAGCAAGGACAACGUGCCGUACUGUGAGUCUGAUUACCACGCCCAGUUUGGGGUUAAGUGUGAGACGUGCAGCAGAUACAUCAGUGGACGGGUACUGGAGGCAGGGGGGAAGCACUACCACCCUACCUGUGCCCGCUGUGCCCGAUGUCACAUGAUGUUCACAGAGGGAGAAGAAAUGUACCUGCAUGGUGGUGAAGUGUGGCAUCCUUUGUGUAAGCAGGUGGCCAGAGCAGAGAGAAGACUCAGGCACAGACGUCUGUCUGAGACCUCCAUCUCUCCACCGGGUUCGUCUAUUGGCUCUCCCAGCCGCGUCAUAUGCGCCAGGGUGGAGAAUGAGAUACUAGACUAUAAGGACUUGGCUGCACUGCCUAAGGUCAAGGCCAUAUACGAGGUCCAGCCACCUGACCUCAUAUCAUCCUACCAGUCCCAGCAUCAUCCUACCAUAUCAUCCAACCAGCCCUACCCCAGAUACUCCUCAGAUGACAUACAGACCUUCAGCUAUGGAGAGUCACCUGGGACUCUCUGUUCUCAGAAGCUGUAUUACAAUAUAGACAAGAGACAGAGACAGUGUUCCAGCCCUGCCUACAUGGACGGCUCUCCCUCCUUCAGCCGCCAAGCCAUGUCUCCCAUCAUGUCUCGCUCACCGCAGCACUAUGGACACCCCGGCUCUGAGAGUGGCAGGAGCUCACCCUAUUACGGCUCACUGGAGGGGCGGCCUAGUACUCCUACCACAUACCACGCCCCCAAGCAUUUCCAUGUACCAGACAAUCUCCCAGCCACCAAAAGCAGGACCAGCGAAGAUCUAAUCACAUCCUCCAGACUGUCCACCUACUCUCCAGAACACUACACACAGUCAGAGUCUGACUCCUACCCCUAUCCCAGCUCCCCUAAAGGUCUCCGUGCUCCUAGGAGAAGGUAUUCUACAGGAGGAGAUGAAGAGAACUGGAGUCACAGCAGUCUUCAAAGAAUCCAGAGUGGUAUAGGGAGGAUGAUCCUAAAGGAGGAGAUGAAAGCUAGAUCUGGUUGCUAUGACAACGACCCUUGGGGCAGCGCCCGGAAUUCCCGCAGCGGCAGCAAGGAGGCUCUCACCACUACCAGCUACAACAGCACCGGCUACAACAACACUGUCAAUGGCUCUCCUCCAUCCCAUUACAGCUUAGACAGUGACUCGUACAAGUCAGCCUCUCUACCAGGAUACAGGCGGAACGGUGUCAACAGGGCCCAGAGUGCAGCCGCAGACUACUACCAACAGUAUGACAGCAGCAGUGAUGUCAACUGGGGAACCAGAGAAUACAAGGUGUACCCGUAUGAAGUACUGAUCGUGACCACCAGGGGGAGACACAGACUGCCUAAAGACGUAGAUAGAGCCAGACUAGAGCGUCAUCUGAGUCCCGAGGAGUUCCUACAGGUGUUUGGGAUGAACUUGACAGAGUUUGACCGGCUGGCUCUCUGGAAGAGGAACGAAAUGAAGAAACAGGCCCGACUCUUCUAACGAGAGAGAGAGAGAGAGAGAGAGAGAGAGAGACUGUUCUAAAUAGAGAGAGAGAGAGACUGUUCUAAAUAGAGAGAGAGAGAGACUGUUCUAAAUAGAGAGAGAGAGAGAAAUAGACUUUUCUAAAUAGAGAGAGAGACUGUUCUAAAUAGAGAGAGAGAGAGAGAGAGAGAGAGAGAGAGAGAGAGAGAGACUGUUCUAAAUAGAGAGAGAGAGACUGUUCUACAUAGAGAGAGAGAGAGAGAGAGACUGUUCUAAAUAGAGAGAGAGAGAGACUGUUCUACAUAGAGAGAGAGAGAGAGAGAGAGAGAGAGAGAGAGACUGUUCUAAAUAGAGAGAUAGAGAGACUGUUCUAAAUAGAGAGAGAGAGAGACUGUUCUAAAUAGAGAGAUAGAGAGACUGUU